Molecule: messenger RNA, 2438 nt
Organism: Salvelinus namaycush (lake trout)
Lineage: Eukaryota; Metazoa; Chordata; Actinopteri; Salmoniformes; Salmonidae
Product: calponin-2-like
Exons: 7
Coding region: 145-1092 (315 amino acids)
Biological process (GO): actomyosin structure organization
Molecular function (GO): actin binding
Source: RefSeq, a predicted model, not a curated record
AUUUUUAUUGGUUGCAAGAAAAAAGAAAGGAAGUGUUUAGUUCACUCCGGAGUUUAACUGGAAGAGAAACGAAAAUAAAACUAUUUGCACAAACAAACUGCUACAAAGUAUCUAUACGAAAAACAAAGUAACUCGUUUAUAAUAAUGUCUGGCUCAUCAUUUAACAGAGGUCCUGCUUAUGGGUUUUCUGCAGAAGUCAAAAGCAAGAUUGCCGGAAAGUACGACCCUCAGAGAGAGGAGGAGCUAAAGGUCUGGAUCGAGGAUACGACCGGAUGUGACAUUGGGGAAGACUUCCAGAAAGGCCUGAAAAAUGGCGUCAUCUUGUGCAAACUGAUCAACAAACUUCAACCUGGCUCUGUGAAAAAGAUCAACUCGUCCACCAUGAACUGGCAUCAGCUGGAGAACAUCACCAACUUCAUCAAAUCUAUCCAAAUGUACGGCCUGAAGCCCCAUGAUAUCUUUGAGGCCAACGAUCUGUUUGAGAGUGGGAACAUGACCCAGGUCCAGAGCACACUGCUGUCUCUCGCUGGCACGGCCAAGACCAAGGGCUGCCAGUCCCGAGUGGACAUUGGGGUGAAGUACGCAGACAAACAGGAGAGGCUAUUCGACGAGGAGAAGAUGAAGGCCGGACAGUGUGUCAUCGGACUGCAGAUGGGGACGAAUAAGUGUGCCAGCCAGGCGGGCAUGAAUGCAUACGGCACCAGGAGGCACCUCUACGAUCCCAAGGCUCACAUCCUGCCCCCCAUGGACAAUUCCACCAUCAGUCUGCAAAUGGGCACCAACAAGGGGGCCAGUCAGGCUGGCAUGACAGCUCCAGGAACCCGCCGUGCCAUCUAUGACCAGAAGCUGGGCACAGACAAAUGUGACAACAGCACCAUGUCACUGCAGAUGGGCUCCAACGCAGGCGCCAAUCAGAGCGGGCAGAACUUUGGCCUGGGUCGUCAGAUCUACAAUGCUAAGUACUGCCCCAAGAACGAGGAGGAGCAGAAUGGGGCCGGAGCCGAAUAUGUCCCUGACUACCAAGACGAGGGUUACCAAGAAUACAAAGAUGAAGCGGUGCCGGUGUACCAGCAAGAGGGGACAGAUUAUUAAAAGGGGGGUUGUGCUGGUUGAAAACAGAAGAAACAUCAAGAAAGGGUUUUUCAAAGUUAUUUGUUACAUAGGAUUUUCCGUCUUUUGGUUGAUCUCCUUUUGGUAUUGGACAAUAGUGCCCUCUUGCCCUCAUUUAAGCGCCGUUUAGGACCAAUGUUAGACAUAUCUCACAUGUACUAUGCGUUAGUAGGUUUUUAUAUUCCUGUUGAAAUAGCUAUGCUUAUGUGUUUUUAAAGUGUAACCACUAAAGCCAGUACUGGUGUCUGGGCUGUGAUUAGCUUUUAUAUCCCAGUAAUUAGCUUUUAGUAAAGUACCAAAGCCCUCUUGCCAGUUUCCCCAUCGACAACUGUUUGCCAACUAAUGUAAAUUGGUACAUUUAAACGUUUAUGCCAAUUUAUUUUUUUAUCUUCAGGCAAAUAUUGCCUGGAAUCCAUCUUCGAAAGGACCCAAUAGAAUUCAAUUAUUAAAAAUCCUCAGUUCAAAAAUGGACUGUUCCAUAGUUGUAAUUUACCUAUCCUUGUACCAAAGGUCAUAUUGUUAAUGUAACCUAUAUACAUUUAUAUUACCAUAAUUGAUGUGAAUAAGAAUGUGAAUUUGUGGUAAUUGUUUGUAUCCAUUCAGUAUUUUUACAUGGUAAUAUAUAAGACAACAAGAUGUAUCUGUUUGGACCUUGGAAACAAACCACCGUCCACUUUUUUAUGUAUGCCAACUGUAUACUUUCUUUGGAGGAAAUAUUUCCUUUGUUUGCAUAACCAGAACAACUGGAGCCAAGGUUUUCUUUGGCUUAGAGCACAGGUGUCAAACUCAUUCCACGGGGGGCCGAGUGUCUGCGGGUUUUCGCUCCUCCCUUGUACUUGAUUGAUGAAUUAACAUCACUAAUUAGUUAGGAACUCCCCACACCUGGUUGUCUAGGGCUUUAUUGAAAGGAAAAACCAAAAACCUGCAGACACUAGGCCCUCCGUGGAAUGAGUUUGACACCCCUGGCUUAGAGUAUCUUGAAAAAAAACAUUCAGGCUUUCAACAUUCCAAGCUGGAUACUGGAUUCAUUUUGUCAAUUUUCUUCAUUGUGUAAUGUUUUAAUGGAUUCACUGAUGACUGAUAAGAGGACCAAACAUAUUUUUGAUUUUGAACUCGGUCAUUCAAAGUGAUUAUUUAUAUAUAGUUUUGUUAAGUGUUUUUGUUUUGUACCGACUCUGAAGGGAAAUUUGCUCUUACUACCUUUUUGGUUUUAUAUAUAUUCCUUGGGCUUUCCUUUCGAUCCAUAUUUUCAUUAUGGAUAGAAACAUUUAUAGAAGUUGGGAAAUAUGUGUGAAUAAAGUGUAAUAAAGACGUACAUUGUAUACAAA